Messenger RNA from Aspergillus versicolor CBS 583.65, 6776 nucleotides. RefSeq lists its product as uncharacterized. Lineage: Eukaryota; Fungi; Ascomycota; Eurotiomycetes; Eurotiales; Aspergillaceae. Gene Ontology annotation, molecular function: 3-oxoacyl-[acyl-carrier-protein] synthase activity; fatty acid synthase activity; phosphopantetheine binding. The record is from RefSeq and is a predicted model, not a curated record. The transcript has a single exon. Gene Ontology annotation, biological process: fatty acid biosynthetic process; secondary metabolite biosynthetic process. The coding region runs from base 46 to 6726 and encodes 2226 amino acids.
AUUUCUUCAUUUAUUCCAGUAUAGAGGCCCUACACAACAUACACAAUGAAGCCAAACACUCCAGCAACAAGUCUCAUCUUCGGAGGGCACAUCGGCCCCCAGACCAAAAACUCCCUGGAAGCAGAAGUCCGCAAGAUUGUCAACGGCCCCAAUGGAGGAUGGAUACUCGACACCCUGGCCGGCAUGCCACGGUACUGGGAGGCCGUGACAGAGAAGAUCCCCGAACUGGCCAGUACGAUGCAGGGCCCUCGCCUGCUGGCCGACCUUGAGUCGUGGUUUCGCGGUUCUGACUCGGUCGACUCGCUCGCUCCAGACACGGAGCUCCCAGAUCUGUGGCUCGGGAUUCUGAUGGUCACCAUCCAGCUGGAUCAGUACUGGCGCUAUCUGGAAAGUCGAUUCGCCGACAAAGCUGUCGAUGACCUACAAGCCGAGCUGGUCAAAGAGGACAAGGUCGAGGCAGUUGGGUUCUGUGCAGGCAUGAUCGCCGCCGUCGCCAUUGCCAGUUCCCACACUCGACAAGAAUUCGAACAGUACGGCGCCGUUGCCCUGCGCACCUCGGCUCUGAUGGCAGUCCUUGUCGGUGCCACCGAGGAGUGGACCAAAGCCAAGGGCAAGGGCAGGUCGGUCUCGCUGGCCACAGCCUGGAGAACCCGCAAGCAGGGUGAGGAUCUGGCACGCAUCGUCUCGAAGCUGUCUCCCGAUGCCUAUAUAUCUGUUAUCCUCGACGACUCCCGAGCCACUGUGACAGUAUCAGAACGCCUCGCACCCAAACUGGCCCGGCAGCUCCGAGCAGCUGGCGUCACGGCCAUCCAGCUCGCUAUCAAGGGCCAGCUGCACUCCCCGACAGUAGAGCGCGCACGCCUGACCGAAGCUGUGAUCGAACUGUGCCAGUCGAUGCCCGAGCUGCAGUAUCCUGACGCGGCUCAGCUCGCACUGCCCAUAAACCAGGUCUCGGGGCACGAAACGGGUUUGGUGGGGAUGGUCCUGCGCUCUAUGCUGGUGACGCAGUUGGACUGGACCACCACCGCUUCGAAGCUGGGCCUGAGCAAGGACGAGCUCGCACGCGUUGAAUUUGGGCUCGACCGACCCCUUCCUCCCCCGGUGGUGCGUGCCUUUGGUGCGAAGCUGGAGUAUAGGGAGAUUGAUGUACACGACAACAAGGAGCCUAUCCACGAUGCUGAACCAGUGGUCCCUACUGAAUCAGUGCAAGCCGCAAAUCAAGACGACAAUGUAAUUGCAGUAGUGGGAAUGUCGCUCAAGGUCGCAGGCGCCAACGACCUGGACGAGUUCCAGCAGAUGCUCAAGACCGGACAGUCGCAGCACCAGCUCAUCACCGACGACCGCAUCACGCCCAACAUGAUGUUUCGCGACAAGGAUCCCAGCCGCAAGUGGUAUGGCAACUUUGUGCGCGACCCAGACGCCUUCGACCACCGGUUCUUCAAGAAGAGCCCGCGCGAGUCGAUGGCGAUAGACCCCCAGGGCCGGCUGUCCCUCGAGGCUGCCUAUCAAGCGCUGGAGCAGUCUGGAUAUUUCAACGAGCUGGGUAUGGCCAGUGCUGCUGAGCAGGAGAAGAAGAAGCACGUCGGCGUCUACGUCGGGCUCUGUUCCUACGAGUACGAUUCCAACGUCCACUGCCAUCCCCCCAGCGCCUUUACGACGACGGGGGAGCUGCGAAGCUUCAUUCCCGGCCGGGUCUCGCAUUACUUUGGAUGGACAGGCCCCUCGUUGACCUUUGAUACUGCUUGCUCCUCGUCAACCGUCGCCCUGCACAAUGCCUGCAGAGACCUGCUGUCCGGGGAGAUCCCAGCAGCGCUGUGUGGUGGCGUCAACGUCUUGACAAGCCUGCAAUGGACGCAGAACUUGGCCGCUGGCAGCUUCAUCAGUCCGACGGGCCAGUGCAAACCCUUCGACUCUGCUGCAGAUGGAUACUGCCGAGGAGAUGGCAUUGCCUACGUCUUCCUGAAGAAGCUCUCAACCGCCGUGGCUGAUGGCAAUACAGUCCUGGGGACCAUUCGCUCUACAGGCGUCAACCAGAAUCUCAACACCACGCCGCUGUUUGUGCCCAAUGUGCCGUCCCUGUCGACACUCUUCAACGAGGUGAUUCGCAAGGCAGACGUUGACCCACGCGAGAUUUCCCUGGUCGAAUGCCACGGCACCGGCACGCCUGUGGGAGACCCUGCUGAAUGGCAAAGCAUCCGGAAUGCCGUGGCUGGUCCUCGUCGAGAUACGGUUCUGCCCAUUGGGUCUGCAAAGGGGCAUGUGGGCCAUACUGAAGGCGCAUCCGGCCUGGUCUCCCUGAUCAAGGUGCUGCUGAUGAUGCGAGGCAACUUCAUCCCUCCACAGGCCAGCUUCAACAGCAUGAACCCCGGUAUCAACGCGCAGCCCUCGGACAAUAUGGAGGUCGUCACUGCCUUACGGUCAUGGCCCGGUGCUAGGAAGGUGGCUCUGAUCAAUAACUACGGUGCCUGUGGAUCCAACUCCAGCGCCAUCGUCUCUCACUCGGCGCACAAGCCUGCCAAAACUCCCUUGUCCGUUCAACGACUCCCUUUCUGGAUAUCCGGUCUCGAUGCUAGAAGCAUUGCAGCGUACAGCACCGCACUGGCUCCAUACCUACAGUCGCAGGAUCCCGAGACGAGCCUCGCCGAUGUCUCGUUCAACAUGAAAUGGCAAUCGAACCCCAGUCUGCCUCAAGGAAUGAUCUUCAGCUGCAGCUCUGUGGACGAGCUGCAGGCCAAGCUUGCCCAGGCAGCCACGGCUACCAAGGACACAGCCCCCAGUGUUGGCAUUACGCCGGUGAAGCCUGAGCGGCCCGUGAUCCUGUGCUUUGGCGGCCAGGUCUCGACAUUCAUUGGACUGGAUCGCGCAGUAUAUGACGGGACAGCAGUGUUCAGACACCAUCUAGAUACCUGCAAUGCCGCUAUCACAUCUCACGGUCUGACGAGUAUCUAUCCCGACAUCUUCUCCAGCGAGCCGUAUCAGGAUACUAUCAAGCUCCAGACUGCUCUCUUUGCCGCGCAAUAUGCCUCGGCCAAGACCUGGAUGGACUGUGGGAUUGCCGACAAGGUGGUUUCUGUGGUGGGACACAGCUUCGGCGAGAUCACAGCCCUCUGUGUUGCCGGCGUGCUGAGUCUGGAGGACACGGUCAAGCUGAUCGCCGGUCGAGCCAGGCUGGUGCAGACCGCUUGGGGGGCUGACUCCGGCUCCAUGAUGGCCAUCGAGGCCGACGAAGCUGUGGUGCAAGCACUACUACAGGAAUCCAAUGCGAAGUCCGACGGAACUGCCGGUAUUGCAUGCUACAACGGCCCCCGCAGCUUCACCGUGGCUGGCUCAACAAAGGCCAUUGACGUAUUUGCCGCCACGCUGCCAGGAAAGGAGGUCAAGAGCAAGCGGCUCAACGUCACCAAUGCCUUCCACUCAGCCUUGGUAGAGCGCAUCGUCGACCGUCUAGGCGAGGUUGGCAAGGGAGUCACCUUCCACGACGCCGUCAUCCCGAUAGAACGAGCCACGGAGCAUGGCGGCGACUCUGCGCCAGACUGGACCUUUGUCGGCUCGCACAUGCGCCAGCCGGUCUUCUUCAAGCACGCUGUUCAGCGACUCGCAGAGAAGCAUCCCGAGGCCAUCUUCCUUGAAGCGGGCUCCAACUCGACCAUCACCGUCAUGGCAUCGCGGGCCCUUGCCAGCCCUAAGUCGACGCACCACUUCCAGCCCGUCUCCAUCACCAACACCAACCAGGGCAUCGACAAACUCACUGGUGCCACAGUCGAUCUCUGGAAACAGGGCCUGCGGGUGUCGUUCUGGGCCCACCACCGCCUGCAGAAAGAUGAGUAUGCGCAGCUCCUCUUGCCGCCGUAUCAGUUCGAAAAGACACGACACUGGCUCGAGCUCAAGCCGCCAGUCGAGCAAGCCUUGAAGAUUGCCCAAGUCGAGGAUAUAUCCAAGACUCAGCAGGAAACCAUCAACCCCAAGUCUCUGGACAUGUGGACCUUCCUGGGCUUCCAGGAGAAGAAGAAGACCAAGCUGGCUCGAUUCCGCAUCAACACGUCCUCAGACAAGUACCAGCGCCUCUUUGCAACCCACUUCAUCGCAAAAACGGCGCCCAUCGCUCCAGCCACGCUCGAGAUCGACAUGGCCAUCGAGACCCUCUUCAGUCUCAAUCCGGAAUGGAGACGUGAUGGUUUCUCGCCAGUCAUCCGCGACAUGCUCAGCCACUCGCCCAUGUGCGCCGACUCGACGCGCGAGUACCUGCUCGACCUGGAGCCACUCGAUCCAGAAGAAACAGAGUGGCAAUGGACUAUUCACAGCACGGGGGCUUCUGCGAAUGACAAGCACGCCGAGGGCCGCAUCGCCAUGCUCUCACCAUCCGACCCGGCCGCGCUCCAGGAAUUCAGCCGCUGGGAGCGCGUCGUCACAUACGAGCAGUGCCAGGCCGUCCUAGCACUGGGUCCACACGAUGAAGGCGUGGAGGCCCUCCAGGGGCGCAAUAUAUACCGAGCCUUCGAAGAAGUGGUCGAAUUUGGGCCUGUCUACCGCGGCGUGAAGUACAUUGUAGGCCAGGCGAAAGGCGAGAGCGCAGGAAUCGUGCACAAGCAACACUCCGGCGAUACCUGGCUUGACGUCCCCAAGGCAGACUGCUACGGCCAGAUUGCAGGCAUGUACGUCAACCUGCUGACAGACAUCCCGGCCAGCGACAUGUUCGUUGCUACCGGCCUGGAGCUGGUGAUGCGCGCGCCAAAGGCCCACACUGUGACGGAGGGCCGGGAGAAUGGUCCAGAUGUCUGGCAUGUUCUUGCUCGUCAUGCUCGUCAAGGUGAGAAGGCGUUCGUGACUGAUGUCUUUGUCUUUGAUGCCUCGACUGGUGCGCUGGCGGAGAUCAUCCUGGGCCUGCAGUAUGUCCGCGUCCCCAAGGCUGCAAUGAGUAAGAUCCUGGCACGAGUGACGACGGACAAGUCGUUUGUAAGAAGCACAGCGUCGCUUCCAUUGCCUGACCGAGCUCAGCCUGUUGACCGGUCUCAACCUCGUGCUGCUCCCAAGCCAGCACCCAAAGCAACCAAGGCAGAUGUCAAGACAACACCUGCCAGCGGCGCACGCAAUAUCGCAAAUGAAGUAUGCAACGUGGUUGCCAACGUUUCCGGUAUUGAUUCCAGCGAAUUGAGCCUCGACAGCGAGAUGGCCGACUUGGGCAUUGACUCCCUGAUGGCGAUGGAAGUGGCGCGCGAGAUGGAGAGCACUUUCCACUGCACCCUCGACAGCACCGAGACCAUGGUCGCCACGAGCAUUCGCGACUUUGCUUCCUGCGUAUCGAAUGCACUCGCGAAGUCUGGAAGUCAAGACGGCGACUCGACCAGCACCGAGAGCGAUGCGGUGCUCUCCGACUCGGAGGACGAAGACACCGUCUCUGAUAUCUCGACUCCGGAUAACGUCUCAGUUGCCAGCAAGAGCCACGAUCUGGUGAGUGGUCCACUCGUCCCAGCGAUACAAGAUGCUGAUCGUGGCGAUGUAGCAGCCCGUGAGGCAGAGGCCCUGCGUCUAGUCGAGGCCUAUACAGCUGGCUGGGAGUCGCCGGCACUUAACGCCAGCUGCGCCACCACGUCCGAUUCUGGAGCUGUGGUGAUCGUGACAGGUGCAUCUGGUAGCCUGGGAUCGCAUAUCGUUCAAGCCCUGGCUGAGCGCCCCGAUGUUGCAAGGGUCGUCUGCAUCAACCGCGCGGUCAAGGACACUCCCCCGGCCAACCGACAAGACGAAGCCCUAACUUCCAGAGGCAUCACACUGUCGCCAGCUGCCCGCGCAAAACUGCAGGUCUAUGGGACAGAUACUUCAAAAUCCCAGCUCGGUCUCUCGAGCCAGGAAUACACCUGGCUGAUCCAGCAUGGAACGCACAUCAUCCACAACGCGUGGCCCAUGAGCGCUACACGACCACUCAAAGCCUUCGAGCCCCAGCUGCAGGUAAUGCGGAACCUGCUGGAUCUGGCUCGCGACAUGGCCGUGGGAGCUGAGCCACGCAGGGUCGGAUUCCAGUUCAUCUCAUCAAUCGGCGUCACAGGGUUCUCGGACGAGUCUCCCGUCCCCGAGAAGCCCAUGACAAUGGCUGCGACAAUGCCCAGCGGCUACAACGAGGCCAAGUGGGCGUGCGAGCGCAUGCUGACCGACACGCUGCGCCAGCACCCUCAGCUGUUCCAGGCAAUGGUGACCCGGCCAGGCCAGAUUUCUGGAUCUACUGCAAGUGGCUUCUGGAAUCCUGUCGAGCACUUUGCGUUUAUCAUGAAGAGUGCGCAUGCACUGAAGCUGUUUCCUGAUCUACAGGGCGUGCUGCAUUGGCUGCCUGUGGAUAAAUCCGCGAAUGUCAUGGUGGAUCUGCUCAAUAUUGGCAGCGAAGACUCAGGCGAGGUCUAUCCGGUCUAUCAUGUCGAUAACCCUGUUGGCCAGUCGUGGAAGGAAAUGGUGAGCGUUCUGGCAGAAGCUCUGGAUAUCCCAUCCCAUGGAGUUAUUCCCUUUAAGGAGUGGAUUCAGCGAGUUCGUCAGUCGUCUCUGCCACCAGCGCAGAACCCGGCGGCCAUGGGGCUGGGGUUCCUUGAGAGUCACUUUCAACGCAUGGCUUGCGGUGGGAUCGUGCUGGACGCGCAGCAUGCACAGGAGCACUCGAGAACUAUGGCUUCACAGGGUCCAGUCAGUGCUGAGGUGGUCCGGUCGUAUGUCUCGUCGUGGAAGGCAAUGGGGUUUCUUCAUUAAUUUACUUGUCUACAUAGCGUUGUUUAUAAUAGAAUGUCAAACGUAUCAAG